Molecule: messenger RNA, 1309 nt
Organism: Austrofundulus limnaeus
Lineage: Eukaryota; Metazoa; Chordata; Actinopteri; Cyprinodontiformes; Rivulidae
Gene: ethe1
Product: ETHE1 persulfide dioxygenase
Biological process (GO): glutathione metabolic process; hydrogen sulfide metabolic process
Cellular component (GO): mitochondrion
Molecular function (GO): sulfur dioxygenase activity
Source: RefSeq, a predicted model, not a curated record
GCCUCCACUAAAGAAGUGAAACUACACACAAUGACAAAGCAGUUGUUAGUGUGAAGUGUAGUUAUGAAUCARCGUGUUUUGCCUCAGGGUGCCUGUGUAAUGCCUCCCAGAUGACUGGCUAACAACCAGGGUGUGGUUCUGACACUAUAAGACUAAACACACACCGGGGGGCCGGACUCAGCUCCACCGCUGCAGCCCAGAGACGACGCUCCUGUCCCGGCGUCAAUUCUGUCAAUGAGUCGCUUCAAAAAGUAAACACAAGAAGGUCACACACUACAAGAUGGCGAGAACCGACGGACUGCUGUUCAGACAACUGUUUGAGAAGGAGAGCUCCACCUACACGUACCUGCUGGCAGAUAAAACCACCAAAGAGGCGGUCAUCAUUGAUCCGGUGCUGGAGACYCUCGACAGAGACGUGAAGCUCGUAAAGGAAUUGGGGCUCAUGUUAAAAGUUGCAGCAUCUGGGUGUGAGAGAAACACCGGGACACACUGAUGGGUGUAUAACCCUGGUGUUGUGUGAUAAAAGCAUGGCGUUCACCGGGGACGCUCUGCUCAUCAGAGGCUGCGGCAGAACCGACUUCCAGCAAGGUUCUUCUUCAAAGCUCUACCAGUCAGUCCAUGAGAAGAUCCUAUCACUGCCUGAGGAUUGUCUCCUCUAUCCAGCACAUGACUACUUAGGUCAGACGGUCUCUACAGUUGGUGAGGAACUCAAGUUUAACCCCCGCUUGACCAAGCCCUUGGAGGAGUUUGUGAAGAUCAUGGAUAAUCUGAACCUCGCCAAGCCAAAGAAAAUUGAUGUAGCAUUACCAGCUAAUAUAGUCUGUGGACUACACGACGUCUGAGAGCCCUGCAGAGCAGAACAACAACAUAUAAACAGUGACGUAUCAAAUGAUUAACAGGAUUUGACAAAAAGGCUUUUUUUUAAAUGGUUGUAUUGGUUUUUCAUAAAAGAAAUAAGUUUGAAUCACUGUCAUUUGGAAUGCAGCUCUUUAGGUUUUUGUCUUUGUUCUUAAAAUAAAAAUUGCUUUAUUGACUAUUGUAAAUGUAAAGAGAUAAUGUUGUAAUAUAUGUGAAGAAAAACACUAUUUGUUUGUAUUAUGCUUAAGUUAAAUGAGGAAUACUUUUUUCUCUGGUUAGUUGUUAUAAACUGUAGAGUUGAUAAGAAAGUUGUUAAGAUCAGAAACAAAACUAUAAAAAGGCCAAAUUAGAUUUGAUUUGGUAUUUAUGAAUUUAUUACUGAUGCAAUCAACUUCUUCUCUCUCUCUCUCUCUCUCUCUCUCUCUCUCUCUCUCUCUCUCUCUCUCUCUCU